UGGCUCGCUUGCUUUACGUUGUGUACAUGCGUAGUCGUUACUUGGUCAGCAUAUUGUCUGAUUAAGUCUGAAGCACUUAGUUUUCAGCAGUUUUAGUCCCGUUAGUAGGAUGUCUUCUGAUAAGAAGCCGCAAGUGGAUUUGGGACUGCUAGAAGAAGAUGAUGAGUUUGAAGAGUUUCCAGCGGAAGACUGGACUGGUUUAGAAGAAGAUGAAGAUGCACAUGUUUGGGAAGAUAAUUGGGAUGACGAUAAUGUUGAAGAUGAUUUCUCUAAUCAAUUAAGGUAA
Messenger RNA from Bombina bombina (fire-bellied toad), 286 nucleotides. RefSeq names its product SEM1 26S proteasome subunit (gene SEM1). Gene Ontology annotation, biological process: double-strand break repair via homologous recombination; proteasome assembly; mRNA export from nucleus. The coding region runs from base 110 to 286 and encodes 58 amino acids. The record is from RefSeq and is a predicted model, not a curated record. Lineage: Eukaryota; Metazoa; Chordata; Amphibia; Anura; Bombinatoridae. The transcript is spliced from 2 exons. Gene Ontology annotation, cellular component: proteasome complex; proteasome regulatory particle, lid subcomplex.